This is a messenger RNA of Necator americanus (New World hookworm), 1077 nucleotides long. RefSeq lists its product as uncharacterized. The coding region runs from base 1 to 1077 and encodes 358 amino acids. The transcript is spliced from 4 exons. The record is from RefSeq and is a predicted model, not a curated record. NCBI's taxonomy places the organism in Eukaryota, Metazoa, Nematoda, Chromadorea, Rhabditida, Ancylostomatidae.
AUGUACCACGAUAUUUCCGCCCUUUCUCCUGAGGAGAGCUUCAUACGUUUUAAAGAAAUUAACUCCGAACCAAAACCUUCAGCCGAGUGGCUGGCAAAGAAGAAAAAGUUGAGAGAUGCAUGGCUCACUUCUAAACCUAAGACGACGACGACGACAGCCGCACCAUCGGAUCAAUCCUCUACACUUCUUUUCGCAGUACUCGGAUUUCUUGUUUUGAUUACGCUCAUCGCGCUACUGGCCUUCCACAACGAUUUACCGCCUCAUAGUGGCGUGGACUCUGAGCGUCGAACUGCGAUGCAUAGCGGAGGUGUGGACGCGUCGUAUGUGAGGACAUUAGCCAACUGCUACGAUCGGUGCACCACUAAAAUACAGCUUUUCCACCGCCUCCUCACCAUACCCAUUGGAAAGGAGGUACGACAUGGCGAUACUAUGUCGCCGAGGCUGUUCACAGCUGCAUUGCUAUGGAUAAUGAAAUCACUUUCCUGGGAAGAAAUAGGCAUACGUGUUGAUGGAAGGCCCCCAAAUCGUGGAAACUUCGUCAUAGAUUUACUUCGGACGUUCUAUGAACAUGGAAAAGAUUUGAAGGAAGAACUGAAUAGAAGAAUAAGAGCAGCAUGGGCAGCAUUUGCAGCCGUCAGGGAAGCUACGGACCAAGAUCUUCGUGCCCGUCUACGUGACUCGACAGUUCUUUCAGCGUUCUGUUACGCAGCGGAGACGUGGGCAGACACCGCUGCUACGUCUAGGAAACUAAUCACUCCCCACAGAGCCCUUGAAAAAUGUCUCCUGAAGUUUAGGCGGCGCGCGCAACACAUAGCCGGUCUUCGCGGCUCCGACUCAGAAGGCAUGUCCCGUCUUCGCGAACCAGCGAAAAAUAAAGUAAAGCAUAGAUGGGCCGGUCACAUUAUAAGAAGAGUCGCCGGUAGAUGGACUAAAACCACGCUAGAGUGGAUCCCAAGAGAUGCUAAAUGUCCUCGAGGGAGACCACCGACGAGAUGGAAUGAUGUGUAUGCUGCAUUGAUGGACCAGCUGAGAGCUCAGCCGGAUCUCAAGGACGUCAACGUCACUCACGAAACGUGA